AUGCGCCCGCAAAACGAAAGAGCGCCCGAGGGUGGCGUCAAGCGCAAAUGGGUCAAGCGCACGGGCGGUAAACACGCCGCCGCCAAGCGUCCGAGCGUGAAGAAUCAAAUUCGAAGCAUCGAGCGCCUCCUCAAGCGCGAAGGAAUACCGCCGAAACUGCGCGAGGAAAAAGCGCGCGAGCUGGAAAAGCUGCGAGAUGCUGGGAAAGAGAACGCUCGAAUCGAACGGGAGAAGAAACUGUCGACCAAGUAUCACAAGGUGAAGUUUUUCGAGCGGGUAAAGUUGACGCGGCGAAAGGAGCAACUCGAGAAGAAGCGAGACGACGACGGGGCGUUGGGCGCGGAUGAAUUAGACGAAUUGGCGCAAGUGAAGGAAGAUUUAGAGUACGUGAUGAACUUUCCAAGAGGGGAGAAGUAUGUGAGCGUGUUGGUGAAGGAGGGAGAUACAGAACACGCGACGAAGGAACGCGCGAGGCUCCGGAAAUUGGUCAAGGCGAACUUGGCGGCGUCGGCGGCGCUCGGAGACGAGAACGAGGGCGGCGCGGACAUGGCGGCGCAAGGCGAUGCUGCGAUAGAUGCCGAGCAGGACGACUUCUUCUUGAAUGAAUCUGACGAUGGAAACGAUAGUGAUUCGAGUUCGAGUUCGAGUUCGAGUUCGAGUUCGUCGAGUUCGAGUUCGAGUUCGUCGAGUUCGUCGUCUUCAAAGAAAGCUCGCACGCCCGUGCACAUUCCAAAGAAAGAACUUCCAGUGACUAAAGAUCCGAUUUACAUCAAGAAUCACGCUCAAAAACUCGUCGAGCGAAGUGAACGCGCCAAGGCGGAGGCGAGCAAGGAUGGCAACAAGCCACAGCGCACGCGCGCGGAGGGUGGUCGCAAGCGGCGCAAGAAAUGA
Ostreococcus lucimarinus CCE9901 is the source of this 891-nucleotide messenger RNA. RefSeq lists its product with no specific name. The transcript has a single exon. Gene Ontology annotation, biological process: maturation of SSU-rRNA from tricistronic rRNA transcript (SSU-rRNA, 5.8S rRNA, LSU-rRNA). Gene Ontology annotation, cellular component: nucleolus; preribosome, small subunit precursor. The record is from RefSeq and is a predicted model, not a curated record. Bases 1 to 891 code for a protein of 296 amino acids. NCBI's taxonomy places the organism in Eukaryota, Viridiplantae, Chlorophyta, Mamiellophyceae, Mamiellales, Bathycoccaceae.